Molecule: messenger RNA, 2081 nt
Organism: Sycon ciliatum
Lineage: Eukaryota; Metazoa; Porifera; Calcarea; Leucosolenida; Sycettidae
Product: catalase-like
Exons: 16
Coding region: 106-1629 (507 amino acids)
Biological process (GO): hydrogen peroxide catabolic process; response to hydrogen peroxide
Cellular component (GO): peroxisome; mitochondrion; cytoplasm
Molecular function (GO): catalase activity; heme binding
Source: RefSeq, a predicted model, not a curated record
GGGAACAAGACAUAUUUGUUGUUAGGCGACAUCUUCAACGGGUAAGGAAGACGUCUCGAGGAGAACCUGGCUCAUUGCCACCAGUAACACUUCUCUGCGUGCACUAUGGCGGCCAAAUCGAAAUGUCCGAACCAACUGCAGGACUAUGCCAAAGGAAAGAAGAACUCCGACAAGCUGACCACCAGCGCUGGUUGCCCAGUGGACAGCAAGACGUCAACCAUGACCGUAGGUCCACGGGGACCUGUCCUGCUACAGGACCAAGUGUUUCUCGACGAUAUGGCUCACUUUGACCGAGAGCGCAUCCCGGAGCGUGUGGUGCACGCCAAGGGAGCUGGUGCUUUCGGUUACUUUGAGGUAACAGACGACAUCACGAAGUACUGCAAGGCCAAAAUCUUCGAACAAGUCGGCAAGCGUACGCCAAUGGCCGUGCGCUUCUCCACCGUGGGUGGUGAGUCCGGCAGUGCGGACACGGUACGUGAUCCGCGUGGCUUUGCCGUCAAGUUCUACACAGAGGAGGGCAACUGGGACCUUGUCGGCAACAACACACCGAUCUUCUUCAUCCGCGAUCCUAUCCUGUUUCCCAGCUUCAUUCACACGCAGAAGCGCAACCCACAGACCCAUUUGAAGGAUGCCGAUAUGUUCUGGGACUUUAUUUCACUCCGUCCGGAGACUACGCAUCAGGUUUCGUUCUUGUUCAGCGACCGGGGCAUUCCCAACGGGUAUCGGUUCAUGAACGGCUACGGCAGUCACACCUUCAAGCUAGUCAAUGCACGCAAUGAGCCAGUCUACUGCAAGUUCCACUACAAGACUGACCAGGGUAUUCAGAACUUGCCUGUUGACCAGGCCGGAAGCCUAGCCAGCUCUGAUCCGGACUACAGCAUUCGCGACCUGUUCGAGAGCAUUGCACAGGGAAAUUUCCCGUCUUGGACUAUGUACGUACAAGUCAUGACCUACGAGCAGGCAGAGAAGUGGAAGUGGAAUCCUUUCGACCUCACCAAGAUUUGGCCUCAUAAGGAAUUCCCGCUGAUCAAGGCCGGCCGCUUUGUUCUGAACCGCAACCCGAAGAACUACUUUGCAGAGGUGGAGCAGCUCGCUUUCUCGCCGGCCCACUUGGUACCUGGUAUCGAGCCCUCACCGGAUAAGAUGCUGCAGGGCCGUCUGUUCUCCUACACCGACACACACCGGCAUCGUCUCGGUGCUAACUAUCAGCAACUACCAGUCAACUGUCCAUUUGCCACGCGCCCGAGCAACUACCAGCGCGAUGGCCCCAUGGCAAUGGGUGACAACCAAGGUGGAGCACCCAACUACUAUCCAAACAGCUUCUCUGGGCCACGUGAUGAUCCCAAGUAUGCUGCAUGCCCGGAAAGGGUAUCGGGUGAUGUGAAGAAGUACAACACGGCAGAUGAUGACAACUUUACACAGGCGGGCCUUUUCUACCGUAGCGUACUGAACGAAGCCGAGAAACAGAGAUUAGUGGAGAACAUUGCCGGCCAUAUGAAGGACGCCAAGCCGUUUAUCCAGCAGCGAGCGGUAAGAAAUUUCGCUAUGGCUGAUCCCGACUACGGUGCACGUAUUUCCAGGCUUCUCGCCAAAUAUCAGUCGUCCAGCCGUCAACAGUCUCAGCUGUAAGCAGAACUGCUCCUCCGGGCUACCUACUAUCGUCUCGUCAACAACAGCCAGCCUGAAGAAGCCGUUGAUAGGUUCUUAUACGGGCAGCUCAUUCUCAUCAGCUGUGCCGCGCUGCUGCAGCUGUCACACGAUCCGUGAACUUAGUUUAGCCGUACCUGGCUACGGUCAAAGUAACUAUACUCACAAAUAUUUCGUUAGUAUUAAUUUUGCUCUACGAUUUGUUACUAUACUAUUUUACUGCUAUUACUUGCCUUUGCGUGUUGCUUCAUCAUCUCCCACUCUAUUCCCGUAUUCUCUACUACUCCCAAUGGCGAAGGCUCGUCAAAGACGACACAGCCCUUCUUUCCCCAAACGAGGGGCAGCUCUGCCGCCCAGCCUCUAUACAAGUGCUAGUACUAUUAGGUGGCUGUAGCCAUGUAGAUCUUCACAUUCUUUGUUCAGAACACCCUCAA